This is a messenger RNA of Paramecium tetraurelia, 1527 nucleotides long. RefSeq lists its product as uncharacterized. The transcript has 5 exons. Lineage: Eukaryota; Ciliophora; Oligohymenophorea; Peniculida; Parameciidae. The record is from RefSeq and is a predicted model, not a curated record. Gene Ontology annotation, molecular function: phosphoprotein phosphatase activity.
AUGAAACAAACUCUUCCAGUGCUUGCCCAUUUCGAAAAGAGUUCAGAUGAAAUUGCGAAAUAUUUUGCAUUAAAGUAUGGAAACAAUUACCAUAUAAUAAAACAAUUACAAAACCAAAGGAAAUAAAUUGAAACUCCUAUGUUAGAGGCUAAAAGAACAUUAAGGACAAUAGAAUAAGAAUGUGAUGGACUCAAGAGAAGCAAUUCCAAAUAAUCAGAACGCAUGAAAGCAACAUCUACUUUCAAUUUCUCUAGACCUGGUAGUUAAUUUGAUACAUUCAUUCAGAGUACUCAACAUUUUGACUUAAAUUCUGGAUAACUUCUGCUUUAGAAUAUCAAAUAGAUUAUGGAGAGUUUGUCAACAAAAGAGGACCCUCCAAAUUUCUAAUUAUAUUGGGAAUCCGUUUAUAUGUUUAAAUGGGAACAAUAUUUACUUUGUUUUGUCAGACCUUUAACACAAAAGAUAAUUUAAGAAUCAAUAUUUUUGAGUGACAUAGUAAUUUCAUUUAUUUAAUGUUAAAUGAAAGAAAAUUUACUAAAUAAUUCUUAAGAGCAUCAAUAAGAAAUGAUAGUAUUAACAAAACUUUUAUUGGAAAAUUUCUGUCAUUUUUUAAAGAAAAUAUUGACACAAACUAAACAGUAGAAUACUUUAGUUGUACAAUUACAGACUAAAAUUGAUUUAAUACUGUGUAAAAAUAACCCUUGCAUCAGUUUUAUUUAAGAAUUAAAAAAGAAUAAUAGUUUCAUCAAAACAAUUAUCGAUAAGUUAUUAUAAAAUGAUAAUCCUAAUAUAUAGCCUGUAAUUAUUACCUGUAGAUAUUAACUAAGUCAAAUAAAGUCAUUAGAUAUAUAAACUAGUAGACCAUAAUUAGUUAAUGCAAUCUAUUUAUCAACUAGUGUUAGUUAAUAGCCAGAACAAUAUUAAUCGCCUUUGAAAACCUUAUUCAAAGUACCUCAUUAAUAAUAAUACGUGAUGCACUUAAGAUAGUCAUACAGUAAUUUAGAGCCAGUUGAAGUUCCAUUUAUUAAAACACCAUUUCAGCACUCUUUAUGUGUAAUAUUAGAUCUGGAUGAAACCCUGGGUCAUUAUAAUGAUAAGAUAGGCAAAUUCAUAAGGAGACCAGGAUUGGUUGAGUUAUUACAAGGUAUUAAAGAACACUGUGAAAUAGUGAUCUUUACAGCUGGUUUGCAGAGUUAUGCAGAUCAUGCGAUAGCAGAGUUGUAAUGUGAUGAAUACAUAGAUUAUCGAUUGUAUAGACCACACACUACUUUUAAUGGGAACAAUUUUGUUAAAGAUAUAAGCAAAGUAGGUAGACCUUUGGAGAGAACAAUAAUAGUUGACAAUACACCUACAAAUUAUGAAUAAUAGUAGGACAAUGGACUUUUGGUGUCAACAUGGAUUGAUUAAUAGGAGGACAAAGAAUUGUUUGAGUUAAAGGAUUUGAUAAUAAAAAUAGCUUAGGCAAAAACUAAAGAUGUGAGAAAAGCUUUGAAAAAAUAUAGAGAUUACAUCAGUAGACAUAAGUGA